AUGGACGACAGCCUGAAGCUGCUCAAGUUGCUCGUCUUCGUCUUGUGUCUAUGCGGACCAUCCUGCCAGCGACCUUUGGCCAAUAUCAACGAUUCAGCCAUGGACAAGGAAUCGCCACGCCUGCCGCCCCAGCCGCAGGAUGAGCAGGAUACUGCCGGGACGACCAGCGACGGCUACGUGAAAUUUAUCGCUCCGCCGGAUGUCGUUUCGGAACAGCACCACCAUCGCUCGCCGGCGACCGACGGUGAAGGACAGCAACCAAUGACCGGCGGCACCACUACUCGAAACCCAAGGGACAGUGCUAAUCGUCGCAGCUUCGCAAAAAUCCUCGGUGACUUUCUAUCAGGCCUCUACCAAACGGCUUGGGAAUGCGUCCUAUACGUGGUGAUGAUCCUCCUCUUGGGGAUCUGCGCCUUAUGGCUUCAUCACAUUGAUUGGAAAGCUGAGUGCUGCAUGGAGAUCCGUCUGCUCGUGAUGAUAAUCGUCGUGCUUGCAAAUCCGGUUCGGGGUCUCGAGGUCGUCCCGUUGACUUCGUCGUCCACCCAACGCAUGAAAAUGAGGGGGGCGAUGCUGAACCGGCUGAAAUCGGCGAUGCCAGUGAGAAGUCAUGAACUGAGGGCCUUUGCUUCUCCACAACAAGACAACUUCGAUCCGACAUCCUUACCGCUGGCUGUCCCGCCGUUUACUACAGAUGAUGGGACAAUCGGCCAACAACGCGAAUUCGGUCCACAUAUAGUGAAGGCUCGGGGAACUUCCGCUGUUCUGAAGCUUCCAAACCCUAAGAAAAACCUCGAGCCUACGAAGCUACUUCCGAGACGUAUCAUUGACUCUCCGGACAUCGCAUCGGGUGACCCAACGACAACCAAAUCUCCGUCAAAGAGCCCUGAACGGCAAUAUGACACGCCGUCCGAUGUCCCAUUCGAAGAGCCCGACGAACAAGGAUUUGAAACGACUUCCGACAGCCUUCGCGACGCGGGCGACCACCAGAACCAGUCCGCACCGAGGACGUGCGAGGAGGUCUGCGCCGAAAAGCACUGCUCCUGUUUCGUCCAGAAACAUUUCGUGUCCGUCUUCGGGCUAGUGCUUCUGCUAGUUCUGGCCAUUAUGGGUUGUUACACCGGACUGUUCUGGAAACUCUACGUCUGGCUCGACGAUCUCUGCCACGCGAAAUUCCAGGUGACCGCUGCCGAAGUGCGAGCUGCGCCUACCAGACGUGCCUUCGAAGACGAGCCGGGCGCGAACGCGCAACUUAUACCGCUUGACCUUUACGGGAAUGCCGCUCGUCUUUCCAAUGAUCUCGAACCC
Molecule: messenger RNA, 1305 nt
Organism: Mesorhabditis spiculigera
Lineage: Eukaryota; Metazoa; Nematoda; Chromadorea; Rhabditida; Rhabditidae
Source: the annotation of a GenBank genome assembly